AUGGAGGCGUUGCUAGGCGCCUCCAACUCCAACCCUUCGUGCGGUUCCAUCCUCGAGCUUAAGGAGCAACUGCACAGCGUGUUCAGCACAAAGGUCACGGAAAAGAGAGCCGAACAUGUUUCAGUCACGCUGGAGUUGCGCUCAACCAGCGUGUUCCACAUCCCAGUCACCGAGCCCGAGAACGAACAACUCGAGCAGGCCGUGUCGAUCAAUCCGUCGUCGGGAGGAGCGCGAUCCAGCGUAGAGCCGGGUGCACCUGGGGGAGUAGACGCCAGCGGCAAUGUCAACGGAAACCAACCAACGCGGCAGAUCAACGCGAUCGAUGCGUUGAUCAACCAGCCCUCGGACGACCACGUCUUGCAGAAAUCGGUCGCGAAGCAUAUCAUCACAACACUGGGUGAAAUCGAUGGAAGUAGCUGGACGGUGCGACAGGUCUCGCGGGGCGAACAGGGGUGGACAUUUGGAUACAUCUGCAAGGAUUCAUGGCAAGCUUGGAGUCGCCAGAAUUCUAAGAACCCUGCCCGAGCCGUCAUCGGCGAAUGGAGUCAGAAACCAGAUACACAGGAUGCUGUUAACCUGAGUCGUCCGGCUUUUGACUGCAGAGGAUCGGUAACGAUUGCGUUCCUGAAGGGCCGCAAAGUCAUUGAAGUCAAAUACGACCACACACCUCUUCACAAAUCAGUAGGACAACUUAUAACACUCCUAGUGCCUCCCCCGACUCCUCGUGAACCCAAGCAUGUGCAGCAACGAAAAGAAAAGAAGUCCAAGGAGCCGAAGCCACCCAGGCCCCCUAAACAGCCAAAGGCUCCCAAAGCACCCAGACCCCCUAGGGAUCCCAAUGCACCGAAACCACCCCGGAGGAAGCGGCCCGCAGGCGAAGGUGGUGCCGAAGGAGAUGGUACUCAGCUCAAGAAGCGCUGCAAAAAGAAGGACGCGGCUGCUGUUGGUCCCGAUGGGAGUGUUCUUCCCCCAGAGAUGCCAGGUGCACUACCAGUCGGACAAGGGUCUGAACGACCUCUUUACAACAGCCAUGCAGGCGGCGAUACUCAAAAUGGCUACGGCACCUAUCCGGAAGGGCUCGUCGGUCAACCCCCGGCUGCGGCCGAUGAGGGCGUUCAUGUUCAUUCGAUUCUCAAUAUUCCUCCUGCCGAGGCAGCUAGGCGUCGCACGGUGGCCAUUGAUCUACUCGAGUCGGGCGGCAUUGACCCGAAGACCCUUUCCCCCGAACAGUUCAACAUCUUCGCCAACCAAUCCCCUGAACUCCAACAGGAGUCUUUGACUAUGCUCCAGAAGUACGGUGCCGAGCGACUCCGCAUCGUACACCCCGAAAAGGACCAGGGAGGUAAUGCUCAAGCUGCUCCUGCUGCCCAGGCAGCCGCAGCACCUUCGACACCGCCGCUUAGCGCCCCGAAGAAGAAGUCUAAGAAGAAGAAGUCGGAAGCGGCGGACACUCAGGAGGCCGCUGCCCACUCGGGUGGUAAGAAGAAGAAGAAGAAGAAGAAGAAGGAGAAGAUCACCAGAGGCAAAUGCGAUCCUUGCCGCGAUCGUAAAAUACCGUGCAACAAGGAGAAGCCAUCUUGCUCCCAAUGUACGACAUUGGGGUUGCAAUGCCAUUAUGCUCUCGAGAGGAAAGUGAAAGACGUCCUUGCAGAGUCAGAGGCAGAGGGAGAGGCCCAGCCCGAGCCUGUAGUCGUCGAGGCCGAGGAUGAGCCGGAAGGCUUAGGGUCGCCUGGUUUUCACAGUGAGCCAGUUCACCAUGAACCGGCUAGCCAUGAACCCUUUAACCAGGAACAAGACAAUCAUGACUCGAUUGAUAAUGGGCCGCAUGGACUGCCGACAUCAGGGCUAGUCUCGCCUCAACCGGAAUCAUCCACAGCAUAUCAUCAACCUUCCGAUCUCUAUUCACAUUUCAACUCGACGGUCGACACUUCAGCUACUCCCGAAGUAGCUCACACCAGCGUCACACCUGCAACGAUGGACUAUUUGCAUUCCUCGGUUAAUGACAACUCUUUACACAACUUCUCAUACAACCAACCUCAGCCUGAGCCCGGGCCGGCACCGGCACACGUAUCCGAGCCAGAGCCGAUUCCUGAGCCUGUACCAGUUGUUGAGCAACCUCCCCCCGUUCAGCGCACAUCCCAUUACGCUCAGCAGUCCAGCUCAAAACAGUCCGGCGGUAGAACAAGACGCAGUUUGCCUUCAGGGCCAUCAUUGCAGAGCGGCGCCGCGAACGGGCACACAACGCAUGCUCCGACAGAAAGCUGGACUCCUGUGCCGGUACCUGUUAUCCCGCCCCCCUACCAGAGCAAGCCCUCUCCUAGGGCUUCGAGGGCAAGGAAACCAGUACCAGCUGCGCCUCAGGCGUCGGUGCAAAACACGACGCAACAUAGAGCCCAGAAUACUGUACAACAACCGGUGUCGCAAGCGUUUGACGAUAUGCGGCAAACCACAAGCUGGACACCGGUCCCUCCGCCUACUAUCCCUGUCCAAAAGACAACUCAACAACAGGCGCGCACCUCGCCCUAUCAAGCAGCAGCCCAAACCGUUCGUACAUCGUCUCGGCAGGGCAACCGAAGCCAGAACCAUACACCGGUACAACAGCAGACCAGUGCGUCAGGACGGCAUAGCCAGCUGCAAACUUCCCAAUCCCAUACGGACAACUCUGGUUACCAGUCCAACACAGGCGCAACAGCCUCAGGUUCGGUUGGUAAUUACGAUAGCUACUCGCAAUAUCCUACGUCUACUAGCAGGACCGAAGCCACGAAUACUCGUAUGAACUAUGAACCCUAUACUAAUCCGCCAUCUACUACGUCCAACUCUUAUUCGUCCUACGACACUUACAAUACGCGGUCAAGCACCAAAACGCCAGUAGCAAGCUUGUCAGCAGCGCAGCCGACAGCUUCCUCAUACAACACCAACACUGCAACGGCGGCUCCAAGUACGUCACAGUGGGGUUCAACUACAUCUGUUCCGCAAACGCGAAGCACUACUCGCUCGACUUACGAUACGAACCCCUCUACAUCACCUUCAAACUCGUAUAACAUGCCCUCUUCGAACACCCAACAAUCCAGCUCCCUCCAGGGCUUCAACGUCAGGUCGCAAUCCAUGACCCAGACCAGGUCCUCCACCGCCGCCUACGCUCAGCAACAGCAACAACAUCACGUGCAACAAUCACAAGCCCAGCAGCAGCAGCGACAGCAGGUUCAACAGCAGCAGCCAAGCUACAACAGCUACACAAGCCAAUCACACACCACGAGCACGCAGCAGCAGCCACAACAGCCACAACACCAACAGCAGCAGCAGCAGCAGCAGCAGCAGCAGCAGCAACAGCAGCAGACGCAAAACUGGGGUUACGGCGGCUUCGGCUCGACCACCAACCCUUCAUCGGCCGGCUACGGCUCCACCGGAGCCAGCAGCAGCGCAAACAACGGAUACUCGACGGGAGUCUCGACGAGCUCGCACGCCCACAACGCGGCGGCCGCCGCCGCGACCAAUGCUGCGGCGUACGGUAGCCACCAGCAGCCUCAUCAUAGGUCGAUGAACCUGUCGAGUAAUACGUACAGCAGCCACAUUGGAAACGAGGACCAGGUGCUUUAUGAUUUGCUCAGGCACCCUGGUGCUUAG
This is a messenger RNA of Sordaria macrospora k-hell, 3624 nucleotides long. RefSeq lists its product as uncharacterized. Gene Ontology annotation, biological process: regulation of DNA-templated transcription. Gene Ontology annotation, molecular function: zinc ion binding; DNA-binding transcription factor activity, RNA polymerase II-specific. The record is from RefSeq and is a predicted model, not a curated record. NCBI's taxonomy places the organism in Eukaryota, Fungi, Ascomycota, Sordariomycetes, Sordariales, Sordariaceae.